CUGCAGCCAUGGCUCCUCUCACUGUCAAAAUCAAACACGCCGGAAAGGUCCAUGAACUCCCUCUUGACCCCGACCAGCCAGCCACGGUCUUCAAAGAUGCCGUGUACCAGUUGACCGGCGUACCGCCGGAUCGGAUGAAGGUUAUGAUCAAGGGUGGUGUUUUGAAGGAUGACACAGAUUGGAGAAAGGUUGCUCCCAAAGACGGCCAGACGUUCAUGGUGAUCGGGGCUGCGGGAGAGCUACCCAAGCCCCCGUCAACGCCCAUUCAGUUCUUGGAAGACAUGGACGAAACCGCCUUGGCAGAAGCUCUUGCCAUGCCUGUCGGUCUUGUGAACUUGGGUAACACUUGUUACAUGAACGCUACGCUCCAAGCCAUGCGUGCGAUACCUGAACUUCAGGUCGCCCUGCAAAACUCUACACCCACUGGACUCCCUAUGGCUCUGCGCAACCUCUACACCAACAUGUCAAAGACUACAGACAGCGUUACGCCGAGCAAUUUCGUUGCUGCUCUCCGGCAAGCGUUCCCUCAGUUUGCAGAACAAACGCGGGCAUCGGGGAUUAAGGCACUCAUGGGCGGCGGCUUCGCACAGCAAGAUGCGGAGGAGUGCUGGGUCCAGAUCACAAAUUCAUUGAAGGACGUCCCGGGGAUUCCCGGCCCUUCAGGCUCGAAUGCGUCGGCUAAGUUCGUUGAGCAGUACAUGACUGGCGAGCUACGAAGAGUAUUGAAGUGCGACGAGACGACAGACGAACCGGAGUCGGUCUCUUUCGAGAAGGUCCUCAAAGUAUCAUGUAACAUCUCGAACGCUGUCAACUACAUGCAACAGGGCAUUAUGGAGGCACUGGAUGGCAAAAUCGAGAAACAGUCAGAGACCUUGGGCCGCGAAGCGGUGUACACCUCAACCUCACGGUUGUCGCGCCUUCCAUCGUACCUCACUGUCCAUAUGGUGCGUUUCGCGUGGAAGCGCGACAUCGGGAAGAAGGCGAAGAUCAUGCGUCGCGUGAAGUUCCCCGCCGAGUACGACGCUCUGGAUAUUGCCACCCCCGAGCUCAAGGAGAAGCUGCUCCCCAUCUCGCGGAAGUUGAAGGAGUUCGAGAAGGAGCGUUCGGAGCGCCGCAAGGUCCGCAAACGCACGAAGGCUGCCCUGCCCGUCAAGGACAAGGAAGGCGAUGUGCAGAUGGCCGACGCCGACGCACCUGAAGCCUCCUCGUCAAGCGGCGAUGCUGCUGCGCCAGCCGCAGAGGGCGAAGACAAGGGCAAGGCUGUUGCUGUUGUAGACCUCGAGGAGGAGAGCGUAUACCGCGAGCGGGAAGGCAAGGAGCUGGAGGCGCUGCUGCACGCUGAUAUCAAGGCAGAUGUGGGCGCGAGCACAACAGGGCAGUACGAGCUCGUCGGAAUCGUCACGCACAAGGGUGCCGAGGCGGACGCCGGGCACUACAUCGGCUUCGUGAAGAAGCGCGCGCUGCACGCGUCGCCGCUCGCGCCAGGCGCGGCAUCGGGCGCGGUCCCGGACGAGGACGACGAGGACUGGUACAAGUUCGACGACGACAAGGUGUCCAUCUUCCCUGCGGAGAAGCUCGAGACGCUUUCCGGCGGCGGGCAGGACGCCUCCGCGUACGUGCUGCUGUACCGGACGCGCCCGCUCGUCUAGGCGGGCCGCGGAUUCCGUGCUGGGGCGGGGUGUAGAAGCGAAACGUGUACAGGAAAGGAUGUCAUUGUAUGGAGUAGUGUGUAACGCAUGAUGGUUUGUU
Messenger RNA from Trametes versicolor FP-101664 SS1, 1749 nucleotides. Its product is annotated as cysteine proteinase. The transcript has 10 exons. Gene Ontology annotation, biological process: regulation of proteasomal protein catabolic process; protein deubiquitination; proteasome-mediated ubiquitin-dependent protein catabolic process. The record is from RefSeq and is a predicted model, not a curated record. Lineage: Eukaryota; Fungi; Basidiomycota; Agaricomycetes; Polyporales; Polyporaceae. Gene Ontology annotation, molecular function: cysteine-type deubiquitinase activity; protein binding; proteasome binding. The coding region runs from base 9 to 1649 and encodes 546 amino acids.